AUAUCCAACCUUAAUUCUCAUCUCUCUCUCUCACUACUUCACUCUGUUUCAGUGUUUCUCUCCCAGCAAUUUCUAAUCAAACCGUGAUUUCUGUUACUUUGGCGUGUGCAUUGUCUCUUCUCUCUUCGCAACUAGCACUAGUGCACACGGUUUUGUUGGACUCACCCACCAGCACAAACCCUUUUGCAGCCACACAUAGAGGGUCAAAGGCAAAGCUUUCUUUUUAUCUUUCUUUUCUUUCCAAAGCUAAAAAAGAAAAAGAGAAUUUUUUUUUUCACCCCAUUAUAGAAAGCACUAAUUUUUACAAAGAAUUGGGGUUGAAUUUCUGGAAGAAGAUGGGUGCAGGCGAUUACUACAAGAUCCUCAAGGUGAAUCGUAAUGCCACGGAUGAGGAAUUGAAGAAGGCAUAUAAGAGGUUGGCCAUGAAGUGGCACCCAGAUAAGAACCAUCAACAACACCCAGUUAAGAAAGAAGAAGCUGAGGCCAAGUUCAAACAGAUUUCAGAGGCUUAUGAUGUCCUCAGCGACCCCAAGAAGCGCCAGAUCUAUGAUUUCUAUGGCCACUACCCCCUUAACUCUAUGAAGGUGAAGAAGGAAAAUAGUGAUGGGGAUGUUAGUAUUCUCAAGGAUGAGAAAUUAGGGGUGGUUGAGAGCAAAUUGGUGUGUACCCUUGAGGAACUUUACAAAGGAUGCAGAAGGAAGUUGAAGAUCUCAAGGGCUGUUCCUGAUGAAUUUGGCAAGUUGAAGUCUGUGGAUGAAAUACUGAAGGUAGAUAUCGAACCUGGAUGGAAGAAGGGCACAAAAAUAACUUUUCCCGGGAAAGGCAACCAAGAAGCAGGAACUAGUCCUUCUGAUCUGAUCUUUGUGGUGGAUGAGAAACCACAUGCUUUUUUCAAAAGGGAUGGAAAUGAUUUGGUAGUCACUCAGAAAAUCUUACUUCAAGAGGCUCUCAUAGGAAAGACUCUCCACUUGACAACCUUGGAUGGAAGAGACCUCACAAUUCAAGUGACAGAUGUUGUGAAACCUGGCUAUGUGUUGGCGGUACCAAAUGAAGGAAUGCCCAUUUCAAAGGAACCUGGCAAGAAAGGAAACUUAAGAAUCAAGUUUGAUGUCAUGUUCCCAUCAAGGCUUACCACACAACAGAAGUAUGAGCUGAAAAGGAUUCUGAGCAAUUCUGAUAUCUAAUUCAAUCUUUUAGUCUAAUGGCUAUCUUUCCAUUAACACUGGCUGACAUGAGAGGUCAGAUUAAAAUGUAAAUAUUUAAUUUCACUUUUAGAUAUGGAAUUUGUGCAUAAUACAAAUAAAGCAAGCAUAUAGCUACCAUAUUUGCGGUGUGGUGUAGCUUUGGAAACAAGUAUUUUCAACUGCAAAAAGGGUCUUGGAUCUUGUUUUAUCAAUGUUAUAAUACAUUGUUAAUAUUUGUA
Gastrolobium bilobum is the source of this 1423-nucleotide messenger RNA. RefSeq lists its product as uncharacterized. Bases 336 to 1184 code for a protein of 282 amino acids. Gene Ontology annotation, molecular function: protein-folding chaperone binding. The record is from RefSeq and is a predicted model, not a curated record. The transcript is spliced from 2 exons. Gene Ontology annotation, cellular component: cytosol. Lineage: Eukaryota; Viridiplantae; Streptophyta; Magnoliopsida; Fabales; Fabaceae.